CAAGUCUUUCACUCGGGUAGCCUAUUAUCGAAAAAUCCCAUGUCCCUCAUUCAUCACUUCGUCAUUCCUUAAUAGUCGGAAUCCCGUUUCUUUUUCAGACUGCACUUUAAGGCAUCAUUAGUUAGACGUUUAGCGGCACGAACAGACAAUCCUACGGAACAAACAAAAGUAAGGGUAAACAAAGAUGAAACGUCCCGGAACUGUAAUAACAGCGACAUUAACAACGUUUACUCUUCUACUUUGCCUGUGUUCAGUCAGAGGUGACUACUGUGAGGUGAAUGUUUGCCAUAAUGGAGGAACAUGUGUGACAGGGAUAGGAGAGGAUGCAUUCAUCUGCAUCUGUGCGGAUGGCUUUGGUGGAGACACCUGCAACCUGACAGAGAUAGGACCCUGCAGUCCUAACCCCUGUCAGAACGAUGGGGCGUGUGAGAUCAUCACUCCAACCAGAAGAGGAGACGUUUUCAACGAGUACAUCUGCAAGUGCCAGCCAGGCUUCGAGGGAGUGCAUUGCCAGAUCAACGUGAACGAUUGUGCCAACCAGCCCUGUAAGAAUGGAGGGAUAUGUCGAGAUCUCGAUGGAGACUACACCUGCCAGUGCCCUUCACCCAAUGUUGGAAAGCAGUGCCAGCUGCGUUGCAUUUCUCUGCUGGGUAUGGAGGGAGGAGCAAUUGUGGAGUCCCAGAUUUCAGCUUCCUCUGUGCACUACGGCAUUCUGGGUCUUCAGCGCUGGGGCCCGGACUUGGCUCGACUCAACAACCAAGGCAUCGUCAAUGCCUGGACGUCAGCCGCCCAUGACAAGAACCCCUGGAUCGAGAUUAAUAUGCAGAAGAAGAUGCGUCUGACGGGCAUCAUCACUCAGGGUGCAAGUCGCAUGGGCACGUCUGAGUACAUCAAGGCCUUCAAAGUGGCGAGCAGCUUUGAUGGAAACGCUUAUACCACUUACAGAGUGGAUGGCCAACGGAGUGACAAGGUUUUCGUGGGCAACACAGAUAACGACAGCACAAAGACCAACCUUUUUGACCCUCCUAUCGUGGCCCAGUACAUCCGCAUCAUCCCUGUGGUUUGCCGCAGGGCCUGCACACUGCGCAUGGAACUGGUGGGCUGUGAACUUAAUGUUUAUUCAAACACGGCAGGUUGCUCAGAGCCUCUGGGAAUGAAGUCUCGCCUCAUCUCAGAUGGGCAGCUUUCAGCCUCCAGCUCUUUCCGCACAUGGGGUAUUGAUACCUUCACGUGGCACCCUCAGUUUGCCCGACUGGAUAAGCAGGGAAAGACAAACGCCUGGUCCCCUGCACACAAUAACCGCUCAGAGUGGAUCCAGGUCGACCUAGAGAAGACAAAGCGCCUCACAGGCAUCAUCACUCAGGGGGCCAAGGACUUUGGGGUGGUGCAGUUUGUGUCACUGUUUAAAGUUGCUUACAGUAACGAUGGAGAGUCAUGGAGUACGGUGAAGGAGGAUAACACCACUAAUGAUAAGCUUUUCCAAGGCAACAUUGACAACAACACCCACAGGAAGAAUCUAUUCGAGCCUCCGUUCUACGCCCGAUACGUCCGAGUCGUCCCCUGGGAGUGGCACGAGCGCAUCACUCUACGCAUGGAGCUGCUGGGCUGCGAUGAUUAGAAACUCAUCAGUCACUAAUCUAACAGUGCUCCAUCCUAAUCCGGUCGCUCCAUUUCCUUAAACACCGGCAGUGAAAUGGAUCCGGGACAGAAUCAUCAGUUCUGUACCCCUAUUUGUUUCUCUGGAUAAAGAUUCUGUUGGUUGCUGGGACUGUAACACUUGUAGCACUUUCUGACUAAUGACCUUUUUGAUGUUUUUGUUAAUAACAUUGUUUGACAUUGCUCACGGAGAAUCUUCUAUGAAGUAUCAAUGAUUUUAAUGUUAGUACCUUUGGAUAUAAACUAAAUUUGCAUAGAUUUGCUCUUAGUCCUUAUUAUUUGCUCCCUCUAAGAAUCUAAAUUGGUUUCAGGUUCCCUUGAUAAUAGUGCCCUUCACCUAUUCCAGUUGUACUCCAAGCUAAAUUGCCAGUUUUCAACUUUUUCUGUCCUUCCUUUGCAGUCCCACACCAGUUAACAGCCCUAUCUUUUUGUUUUAGCAGUGUGCAGUGGACAGAUGGCAAACAUCCUCACCAGCAUACUCACCGUGUCUCACUAUAGUAAGCUGCUAUUUAGUUACCCGAGCACAAACUAUAAUGGCGCAGGGCCUGUGCAAUAUGGAGUAUAUUUUGGCAUUUCCAACUAUCCUGGAAGAGAUAACAUUUUCCAAGAGUAGAACAUUUACAGCUUUCCAAUUUGAACUGCAGCACAUUGAUCUGUCAAUCAACUAAUGGACUGACAAACUGUAGGGAUUUUUCAUGUUUUUUACACAUUUUAUCAGCUUAUUCCGCUUUCUUACAAAUAAUAUUCUAAUUUAAUCCUUUUUACAACACGUGAAAUAUGUAGAAAGAUGUGUAGAAAAUAAAUAUUGUUUUACAUUCUUUUUUUUUAUUAUUAUUAAUUGUUGGUCUUGAACUGAAAUUGUUUAUUAAAUGUUAAAAUAAA
Molecule: messenger RNA, 2538 nt
Organism: Sander lucioperca (pikeperch)
Lineage: Eukaryota; Metazoa; Chordata; Actinopteri; Perciformes; Percidae
Product: EGF-like repeat and discoidin I-like domain-containing protein 3
Exons: 10
Coding region: 185-1618 (477 amino acids)
Molecular function (GO): calcium ion binding
Source: RefSeq, a predicted model, not a curated record